AUGAAGGGUGAGUUCGGAAUAAAGAAGCCAAUAAACUCCAGAACUGUUCCUGACAUACACUAUAGCCCCUGCUGCAGUGAAACUUCAGACGGCGGGGGCUCGGCUGCCCAGCACAGGGCUCCUCACUCUGAAGAGGAGACGGGAGCCCCCAUCGAGGCUGCGCAGGGACCCCCCAAAGGGCCGGGGCGCCGGAGCCCCCGGCGCGCGGAGGUCUGGGCCGCAGGGACGCUGCCCACUCAGCCGGGACGGCAAAGCCCAAACCCGUCGCGGAUGGCAAAUUCGGAUCGGGAGACCCCGACUGGAGUUCGGGGUCGGGGGGCUUGGCCCGAUCUCCGGGGGCUUCCCAUCCGAUCACUCCGCGAGCCCAAGAAGAAGACCAGGGCGAGUUCGCAGGGUGGCCACAAAGCGCCCGGGGACCGCUCUAAGGACCCCGACCGCAGCCGCCACCGGGGCUCAAAAGUUAAGAUUCCUUCUCCUCUCCUGAUCCCAGAGCUAAGUUUUCCACCAUCAAAAGCAGACUUUGCAGUUUAA
Messenger RNA from Rangifer tarandus platyrhynchus (Svalbard reindeer), 531 nucleotides. The record is from the annotation of a GenBank genome assembly. Lineage: Eukaryota; Metazoa; Chordata; Mammalia; Artiodactyla; Cervidae.